Messenger RNA from Erpetoichthys calabaricus (reedfish), 2558 nucleotides. It is a transcript of the gene kif9, whose product is annotated as kinesin family member 9. The transcript has 21 exons. Gene Ontology annotation, molecular function: microtubule binding; microtubule motor activity; ATP binding. The record is from RefSeq and is a predicted model, not a curated record. Bases 107 to 2533 code for a protein of 808 amino acids. Gene Ontology annotation, biological process: microtubule-based movement. Lineage: Eukaryota; Metazoa; Chordata; Cladistia; Polypteriformes; Polypteridae.
GUGUGUCACCGAAGGCUCCCUGAGGAACAGAGCUAGAAGUCGAAACUUUUUUUUUUAACACAACUGUGCACUUAAAAAACAUUGUGACUUUAUACAUAAGGUUGCAAUGAGCGCUAGAACCAACGGAGUGCGCGUUUUUGUGCGCACAAGGCCAACUAACAAUUUUGCACAGGAGUUCAUUGAAUACUUGCCUGACAAAAAGACUGUUAACUUCCAUGCAAGAAAGGACACAAGCAGAGGAAUAAUCAACAACCAGCAAUCUGACUGGACAUUUAAAAUUGAUGGAGUUCUCCAUGAUGUUUCCCAGGAAGAAGUUUAUGAUGAAGUAGCAAGAAAUGUGGUUUUAAAAGCUCUGGAUGGCUAUAAUGGUACUAUAAUGUGUUAUGGGCAAACAGGAGCUGGUAAAACGUACACAAUGACAGGAGCCACAGAAACGUACAAGCAAAGGGGCGUCAUACCUAGGGCUGUGCAACAGGUUUUCAAAGAAAUAGAGAACAGACCCGAUCAAGCGAUAGCAAUUCGUAUCUCCUUCUUAGAAAUCUAUAAUGAGAGCCUGAGCGACCUGUUGGCCACAAUGUCAGCCUGCCAGCCUGUAGACUCACAGAUGACGAUUGUAGAUGAGAAGAACUGUAUUUAUGUGAGGGGUCUGUCAGUGCAUCGGGCCAACAAUGAGGAAGAAGCCUUCAGUCUGCUAUUUGAGGGAGAAACCAAUCGAGUUAUCUCAUCCCAUUCCCUCAACAGAUACUCAUCCCGGUCACACUGCAUUUUUACCAUUCACAUAGAGUCAAGAUCUCGAACCCUGUCAGAUCCCAGAUAUGUCACCUCAAAACUAAACCUAGUAGAUUUAGCUGGCUCUGAAAGGCUGGGCAAAACCAGGUCAGAGGGUCAGGUCCUGAAAGAGGCAAUGUACAUCAACAAAUCUCUGACAUUUCUGGAGCAAGCUAUUCUAGCCCUGGCUGAUCGCAAGCGAGACCAUGUUCCCUUUCGACAGAGCAAACUUACCCAUGUGUUAAAAGAUUCACUAGGAGGUAACUGCAACACAGUGUUGGUGGCUAAUAUCUAUGGAGAUGUGGAUCAUAUGGAGGAAACAUUGUCCACUCUGCGUUUUGCAACUAGAAUGAAAUGUAUCCGUACAGAUCCAGCUGUGAAUGAGCAUUAUGAUCCUGUGCUCCAAGUGAAGAAGCUUGAAAAAGACAUCCUGUUGUUAAAGCAGGAACUGACCAUGCAUGACACUCUGAAUAACCGCAGCCAAGUGCCAUAUGAAGCCUUGAGUGAGAGCCAGAUAGCUGAAAUUAACAAACAGGUCCGCAAAUACCUGGAGGGUGCUAUUGAUGAGAUAGAGAUUAUUAAUAUACGACAAAUUCAGGAGGUGUUUGCUCAGUUUAAGGCGGUUUUACUCCUUCAUGAGCAAGACGUUGAAGCCAGGCUGCUCCAGAAGUACAGCACCGCAGACCGCAUCGAUAGCGGAGUAACUGAAGGGGCUAUGAAGAUUGGACCACCAGUAGACACCACUGGAGAAUUAGAUGGGCAAGGUUUUGGAGUUGGACUUGCACCCUCUUCAGCUAGACCUUUAAAUUCCAAUCUUUCAUCUGCCAGGAAGAUCAAAGUGAAGAAAACUAAAGAUUAUCUUAGCCCAAGCAGAAAGGAUGAGACUGGCAGUCUACCAGCAGGGAAGGACUUGGAGUCAAUCUCCCCAUCCAAGAUAAGUUACCAACUCCCAUCAACAAAAGACGCUGAAGCCAGAGAACAGGAGGUGAAAAGCAUGGUGUCACAUAGGCCAGAUUCCACUGGCAAAGAGGAGCCAAGUCUCCCUAGCUCCCCCCCAUCUAAAGUUGAUGCCUUUGAGGAUUUUAAGUUGGAUUCUGGGAGUGAGAUUAACCGUAUCUUCGAGCAGAAUAAAGCAAUUUUACUGGAAAAAAGGAGAAACGUUAGACAGCUUGUUGAAGGAAUUAACAUCUUUAAAAAGGAAAUUGACAACACCAAGCUGGCCUUACAAGUUAAGGAGCAGGAGCGUGAGCAACAGGGGCAAUACAUAAAUGAAGAAGGCGAUACCAUAAUUGAUGAAGAGGAGUUUCAACUCAUCUUGAAGUUGAAGGAUUUGAAGGCCUCCUACCGUACUCAUUAUGACCAGCUGUUCAGCCUCCGAACUGAGGUUCAGUACUGCCAGCACCUAGUAGAUCAGUGUCGGAUUCGACUGCUUUCAGAAUUCGACAGCUGGUAUAAUGAAACAUUCCUAAUCCCAGAGGACAUCCAGAGAGCUGUGAAAACAUGUGGCCCCCUCAGGCCAGGAAUGCUGCCCAUCAACAGAAUACUGGCUUUGGAUGAGGAUGACCAGGAGAGAUCAGAGCGAUACCAUCAAGAGUUGUUCAGUGACAGUCCUGGAUCUCUAGCAUUUAAUUCUGCUCGUAUGAGGAAUCAACAAAGGCAAUACUACAGGAACGCCAUGGCUCAGGCACAGCCCCAAAGGAAAAAAGCUGGAACUGUCAUCCCAUAUAUCAAGAACAAACCUCCAUCAUUUUUAACAGCCAAUUAAAACAAAGGUGUUGCUUUUUAUUUUA